AAGCAUUUAGUUUAUAUAGCACUACUACGUGAUGGGAGGGGAGGACGGGGAAAGCUUUACAGUAAGAGUGUUAUCCCCAGGCUUAGAGGAGGGCACCUACAACGAAGUGAAUGUGAGGAUGAAACCUAGACAUAAGUUGGAUAAACUACUCAGAUCAUGGUGCAAGCAUCAACAGAUCGCGCCGGAUACUGUGAAGUUGAUCGAUGCUGAUAGAACACAAGAGCUCCUUCCAACGACUAAGGCAGGGGAGCUACUCGAGCCUAGGACGGUGUAUGCUGUCCCCAAGAGUUAUCUGCUUGAUCGGGAAGCAUCAGCUACUACCGAUACGGAGAGGGUUGGGGAGGAGGUGACUACAGCGAAUAGCAAUGGUAGCAAACCAUCAGCACUACAGUGCCCUUCCACACCGCCCACGCCCAUGAGCGUCUCGGUUGUUUUACAGCAGAGGGAUGAUCUGAAUCAUAGGAUUGAUGUCACUUUACCAGGAGCUGUUAAAUGGUCUAGGAUGUUGAAGGCAUGGGUUACUAAAUACCCCGUACACAGUGAAGCUAGGAUAAGGUUCUUGCUAUUACCGGCUAGAGAGGAGAUAGAUAUGGACUCGGCAGUGGAGCAUGUAGUGUUGGGAGAUGGUCACUUCUGUCGUGUCGAAGUUGACAUCACCAUGCCAACUGACGAGUCGAGGAAAGCCCCUCAGACGGGCGAUGGUAGUAGUAGUAGUAUGAAGUUGGGAGUUAUCAAUGAGGUCACAGGAAUACAUGCCCGAGUCAACCUAAGCCCCAGUGCUACUAGAUCUGACCUCUUGAGGCAGAUAGGCUAUGAAGGGCCCUGUGAGAUUACUAUAGACGACCGUCUAGUGGAAGGAGCCCAUCUUACUGGUAUUGCCACUGAUGGUAGCAGUACUGCGGUCAUACAUCCUCCUCGGCCUGUUGCUCUCACGGUCCGUGUGAGAGACAAGGGUACUGGUAUACACAGAGUCAUCCGGUGCUCCGACUCGAGUACUGUUGGAGAUGUAAUAGAGGAGUGGAAGAGGGCUGUAUGCCCAGAUGCCACUGCCGAGAUCCAGCCUAUAGGGGUCGACUCGAGGACUCUACUGUCAACGUUGCCGUGCGUAGAGGAUCCCUAUUCCCUCAUGGACGACCCACGGCAAUAUACAUUGGAGGUCUCCUCAGGCGGUCAAGGGCGUGGAUCUAUGUACAGUCAGCCUGAAGGGGAAGAGGAACCUCUUGGGUUUGAUGUCCCACUACCUGCAUCACCCGGCCUGAGAGUGGAGUCUACCGAGGAUCUACCUCAGAGCCAUGUUGACUUCAAUCAAAAUACCGAUGUUAUCCCCCCAAGAGCAGCAGCCCCACUAGAGAGUGCCCCGGCUCUUAGGCUCGAAGUAUCAGAGCCGGUCCCGCGCCCUCCUGAGGUUGUCAACGCUCACGAGGUGUCAGGGCAACCGAAGCCUCCGAAGGCGGCUGAGAAGCUUCCAGGUCCAAUCACUUACUUGGUAACUGUCAAGGAUGUUAGGGAUGAGGGUAGUGGGGAACCUAGAGAGGAGGUAUUCCGUAUGAAGGCUCGAUGUGCCUGGAAGAAGAUGACUCGGCGAUUCUCCGAUAGUGUUAACCCGCGGCCAGAUGACUCUGCGGUGUAUCGCGUGUUACUUCCCAAUGGGGGCGUGCUUGAUAUCGAGGACGAUUCUAAACGGAUACACGAGACGUUGGAAGAUGGUCGUUUGGUGAACUGGAAGGAUGGUGAUACGGAACCCGAGCUCGAGGUUAAUCUCAUGCUUCGGAGCCAGACUGUCCAUCAUAGUAUCGAUGAUAGUCCAGAGCACCAGGAAGGUGCUCUGCAACCUGCUGCACAUAAAGGGAACCGACCAUCGGUGGAAUCCUCUUCGACACUGGGAAGCAAGGCCUCGGAAGGAUCCGGAUCAGCCAAGCCUAAGAACCCACGAGCAAAAGCGAAAGCGAGGGCUAAAGCCAAGGCUAAGGCCAAGGCGAAGGCGAGACCCACGCCGAAGGCAAAGGCGAGAGGGAGGGCCAAAGCAAAGGCUCAGAGUGCGCGGCGGUCGGAUAAGAAGUCAGAUGCUGGGGAGUCUUCGGCGCCCUCGAGCUCUACGAGUUCUUCGAGUGAUCCGAGCCUGUCGCCCAGUGAAGCGUCGGGCGAUGGAGAUCGGAAACGAAAGACCAUCAGUGGGAAAUCUGCACUGGAAACCGAUGCGACAGCUGGUAGCCAGGAAGGCUCCCUGGCAGGGUCAUCGCUCGGGACAUCCUCCAAUUCGACGGCUCGGCCGAAGAAGCGAGCUCGAAGAGGUGGGGGGAGAACUGUGAAGGUGGAGGGACGGAAGGAUACAGCACAACAGGCAGCACUGCUGCUGUUCUAUGAGCAACAGAAGGCGGCUAGGGAGUUAGCAGAAAAGGGUGUUGGCUCGGAGGCCUCAUCGCGCCGGCGAAGGAGGCAGCCAAGAUCUCCGGAAGAAUACAUGGAUGACGACACGCUGAUGGCGAUCGCCCUCUCUCAGUCGCUUGCCGAGCAAGAAAAGCCUCAGAAGGACGAGGAGGACUCUUCGGGGUCUUCUAACCCUCAGACUUGAUAUUCGUGUUUGAGUUUUUCACCACUG
This is a messenger RNA of Perkinsus marinus ATCC 50983, 2599 nucleotides long. RefSeq lists its product as hypothetical. Bases 32 to 2572 code for a protein of 846 amino acids. The transcript has 8 exons. NCBI's taxonomy places the organism in Eukaryota, Perkinsozoa, Perkinsida, Perkinsidae. The record is from RefSeq and is a predicted model, not a curated record.